Messenger RNA from Thunnus maccoyii (southern bluefin tuna), 945 nucleotides. RefSeq names its product 2-iminobutanoate/2-iminopropanoate deaminase-like. Gene Ontology annotation, cellular component: cytosol. The transcript has 6 exons. The record is from RefSeq and is a predicted model, not a curated record. Gene Ontology annotation, molecular function: deaminase activity. NCBI's taxonomy places the organism in Eukaryota, Metazoa, Chordata, Actinopteri, Scombriformes, Scombridae. The coding region runs from base 91 to 501 and encodes 136 amino acids.
UCCAGUGUUCCUUCUUCCUCUCCUUUUUGCAGCACACUGUUGCAAAAGUUGUGUCAUUCACCUGGUUUGAUUAGAUAUAUUGUCAGUAAAAUGGCUUCAUUGAUCAGGAGGAUUAUCAGCACAACAAAAGCUCCUGCUGCUAUCGGCCCGUACAGCCAGGCGGUGGUGGUAGAUCGGACCAUGUACAUCUCAGGACAGCUGGGGAUGGAUCCUGCCAAUGGACAGUUGGUGGACGGUGGCGUCCAGGCUCAAACCAGACAGGCUCUUGUGAAUAUGGGUGAAAUCCUUAAAGCAGCUGGGUGCGGUUAUGAGAACGUUGUCAAAACCACAGUGCUCUUAGCCGACAUGAACGACUUCACCAAUGUCAACGAUGUUUACAAGCAAUUCUUCACCACCAACUUCCCAGCCAGAGCUGCCUACCAGGUUGCUGCUCUUCCCAGAGGUGGACUGGUUGAGAUUGAAGCAGUUGCUGUUUUGGGCCCUGUGACCGAUGCUUCCUAACAAGAACAUCUAUCAAACAAUAAAACAUUUGAAAACUCAUUAUCACUGAAAAAUAUGAUCCUUGAUUUGUAGUCUAAGCAAGAACUCCUGUAUCGCACUAAUCAUUUUUAUUAUAGAUGUUUCACCUUUUGUAAGGUAUAUAGUGACUUAGUGCUGUCAAACCUGUUGACCAGGUCACCGUGCAGACGACCAGCAGUCAGUCUCAGGGUACUUUCUCCUCCUUCAUUAACAUUGAUGAGACACGUUUGCUGACAACAAUGCAUUUUAAAUUCCCUCUGCUCACGUUUCACUCACAAUAGCUGAAAAGUAUCUAAGCUUGUUUGCUGCAUUGAAUUACACCAUCAGCCUGUGUUGUCACCAGCCAUACCCAUGACAGUGUAUCCUCUCUUAUUAUGCCAGAUGAUAGAUGAUUAAAUAUAACUCAAUAAUAAAUGUUUUAAUUUA